This is a messenger RNA of Penicillium hordei, 816 nucleotides long. RefSeq lists its product as uncharacterized. The transcript has 2 exons. The record is from RefSeq and is a predicted model, not a curated record. Bases 1 to 816 code for a protein of 271 amino acids. NCBI's taxonomy places the organism in Eukaryota, Fungi, Ascomycota, Eurotiomycetes, Eurotiales, Aspergillaceae.
AUGGCGAACUUUAUCAUGCCUCGGAUCACUUGUCAGGACACAGACACACUAUCUUCGGACGAGUUGACCAACACCCCACGCAAGCCGUUCCACGGAGUCAUUCAACUGAAUACCCUUUGGUCACUGCCGUCUUUUCGCUACGCAAUCCGCGAAUGGGAGACCGAUGGGUCCCUUCAGGUUGAUUGCUAUAUGUUGAAGGCUUCGUCUAAGAGGUGUUCUCUUUGCAAAGUACGUGACAGCAAUGUGAUCGGGUACAGUUUGAUUAUCCCCGAGCCCCUUCUAGCAAGGCACACUUACAUCAAUUGGGAUCUUUUACAGAUCCCCUGGGGUAUUCGGGGGCAUGUUUUCGAACCGAUGGCCUUAAUUGAAUUCGUGAAAAAAUGCUGGAUGGACUGCGAUGAUCAAUGGCGGGCAAAUGCCGGCCCAGAAGCUGAGUGGCCUGAAACGUUCAUCGACGAAUUUGCCGCCGCUGUCAAGAGCCACUGUGGUGCCUUCGAUGACCUGGUCGAGACUCAUCGCAAGGCUCUGGAGCACAUGAUCCGUCCCAACACUCAUCGUAGUGACAAGCUGCAUCUUCAGUAUGCUUUCCGAGCUACGGGGUACCUACGUCUUCGGAUGGGCGAAGAAGGAUCUGUCCACUGGGCCAUAGCAAUUUGGUCCUUCUGUCAGGGUAUCAAAACCUCGGUUGAAGUCUAUGUCAAGACAAAGGACGCCUAUCUCAUUUACACACACGCCUACUACAUCGAGGAAGAGUUUUCUCUGGAGCCUUCUGAGUUUUCAAGCAAUCGAGUUGCUUUACCUAACCCUUUAAGGUGA